Molecule: messenger RNA, 1749 nt
Organism: Triplophysa rosa
Lineage: Eukaryota; Metazoa; Chordata; Actinopteri; Cypriniformes; Nemacheilidae
Product: beta-1,4 N-acetylgalactosaminyltransferase 2-like
Exons: 11
Coding region: 209-1669 (486 amino acids)
Biological process (GO): UDP-N-acetylgalactosamine metabolic process; UDP-N-acetylglucosamine metabolic process
Cellular component (GO): Golgi membrane
Molecular function (GO): hexosyltransferase activity
Source: RefSeq, a predicted model, not a curated record
UUACAACGGACUAACACACAUUCACACAGGCACGCAAAAUUACCUGCUUUCUAUAAAUGGUGCUUUGGAGAUUUCAACAUGUUAUGAUCACAUGCGGAAUACGUGCACAAUACUGAGCAAUUUACAAUACAAACUUAAUAAAACAACACGCUCUUGGCUUUAAUGUAAACGCGCGUUCUAUUAAUCGAAGGCAUUUCAUUUUUCCAUCAUGCACCGAAAUCUACGCCUUUUAUUGAUCGCAGUUGUUCUGGUGCCCGCUCUCCUGCUCACCUUAUAUUACACACACGAGGAUUUCUGGGACAAAACCUCCCAGCAGAUACUGAGCUUGACAAAAUCCACAAGUUGUUACAGUGAACCACUGACCCAGAAUCCCCACAAACCAAACAUAGGGUCGUUUCCCAAUGACAACCCUCUGCCCUGCACCUGCCAAGUUACCGAGCCAGCAAAGCAGCACGUCCCAAAAGAUGAGUUGGAAGAUCUCCAGAGACGCAGAGCAGAAGAGUACAGACAACAUCAGAUCAGAACGGGCAAACAGAAUGAUGUUCUUCUACUUGCCCCUUCCAACACCCCUCUCCAGUAUCCCAUCAGAGGAUUCAGAGUAUUGCCCAUGAAUAAAACUCUCAUUCCUGGUCUAGCUCUUCACGCACAAAACCGAACAAUUUACGAGGUGUCGCUGAGGGUGGGGAAAGGUGUGCUGUCAGUAAUGGAUGUUCAGGAAGGAGAGGACGUGGACGGACAGAAUGAGAGAAAUCUGACCAUCUCAUCCACCGACCUUGAGAAACUCAAUGAUCUGCUGAGCCGAGUGACCUACACCAGCACCGUCUACCACAUCAAGACCGAAGAUCUCGCUUACUUCUCUUUUGAGAACCAUGAGGUAAUUUUCCCAAUCGAGAUCAGACGUCCAUCAGUCCCUGUUCUUUAUGAUCCGGGGAGGGAUAUAAACUCUCAGGUGACUGUGCUGGUGAAAGCUUUUUUGAGAUAUAAAGAACUGAGAGUUCUUAUUAAGAGUAUUCGUGUGAACUACCCAAACCUAAAGAUCAUUAUUGCAGACGACAGUCAUAACCCAGAGAAGAUUGAUGGAGACAAUAUAGAGCAUUACAUCAUGCCUCCAGCACAGGGUUGGUUUGCAGGCAGAAAUCUGGCAGUAUCACAAGUCACCACUAAAUACUUCUUAUGGGUGGAUGAUGACUUUCUGUUCCUGAAUGAGAUGCGUAUAGAGAGUUUUGUGAAGAUCAUGGAAGCCGUUCCUGAACUAGAUGUGGUUGGUGGUGAGGUUGAUGGAAAUCGGUUUGCCUUUAAAUUGCUCUAUCAAGAGGGAAACAGCGAUGAAGGCGGCUGCAUCACACGUGUCAGAGCAACACACGGACCCGUGCCGGGAUUGGACGGGUGCUUCUUCGUCGAUGGAGUCGUCAACUACUUCAUGGGCCGAACGGAUGCUGUGCGAAGGGUCGGUUUUGACCCGUUCCUCAAAAGGGUGGCUCACACUGAAUUCUUCAUCGACGGACUGGGAGGUUUGUUAGUCGCCACCUGCGAAGGUCUCCGAAUUGGCCACCAGGAACGCAAGGUCACAGGAGAUUAUAAUAAGUACAGGUUUCCGCCGAAAAGUGAUUCGGAUCAAAAAAAUAAUCACCAUUUCUUCAAGAAUCAUCUCAAAUGUAUCAAGUAUUGAGGAGAAUUACAGAUGUCCCGUCCUACAACACCCAACUCCUCACAUUGAUAAAAAAAGAAUAAAAGGUGACUUGAGUGAAA